AUGACCAGAAAAUAUGAUCUAUAAAGCCUCACUUAGGAAUAGAUUAUGAAGAUUAAAUCUCUUGAUUUGACUUAAGGGAAAAGGUCAGCUGUAAAGCGAAUUUUUCGAGGAGCAAAGGAUAAAUCAGCUCAAAUUCAAGAAUAAAAAAAUCAGACAGGAAAAAAAUAUUGGUGA
Paramecium tetraurelia is the source of this 174-nucleotide messenger RNA. RefSeq lists its product as uncharacterized. NCBI's taxonomy places the organism in Eukaryota, Ciliophora, Oligohymenophorea, Peniculida, Parameciidae. The record is from RefSeq and is a predicted model, not a curated record. The transcript is spliced from 2 exons.